Messenger RNA from Cadophora gregata, 306 nucleotides. RefSeq lists its product as uncharacterized. The record is from RefSeq and is a predicted model, not a curated record. Lineage: Eukaryota; Fungi; Ascomycota; Leotiomycetes; Helotiales; Ploettnerulaceae. The coding region runs from base 1 to 306 and encodes 101 amino acids. The transcript is spliced from 3 exons.
AUGGAGUUUGGCGGUAGCGAGAAGAAAUUCUUCGAGUAUUGGCCACAGGGUUUUAGAUGGACAUGUUGCGGAACUCCUGGUGAUCAGCUGUUUGGGUGUGAUCAUCACGGUAAUGGGAAGAUGCCCUGCUCUUGCGACUUUUGCAAGAUGGGGAAACCACUCACUAAGAAGAUCUAUGAUAACCGCUGCAAGUCUGCACAUGGCAAAGGACUCAACCUCCCACGAGGUCCAGAUCCGCGAAGCUUCAAUGCAGAGACAAGGGAACACAAUGAGAUGAUGCGCAAGAUGAUGGGUAUGGAUUCUUGA